UAGAGAUUAAUCUCAGGGUGCCAUGCGCUCUCAAUUCGCGCCGGUUUCAGCACUCCUAGUGUCACUACGCUCUAGCCAUGGAAUAUACUUGACCAUAUGUGGUAUCUCUUACCGGAAAUUCUCCUCCUCCACCCGCCUUUCGCAACUUGUCUCGCUCGCCGACUUCCAUGAAACCAAUGUCCAAAUCCCAAUUGGAAGCUCUGGAAAUAUCUCCCUAAACAUUCUACAACCUAUUACGCGACACGCCUUCCGGCGAACAAAUGUUAUCCUCUACCUGCCUCCAGGGCCUCUGUUUCCAAACGACAAACUGGACACCACAACAGGCUUCAGAAAUGAUACCAAGAAUUCCGCGUACUCGGAUCCGUCUCCGUCACCGCAGCAUGCCCUGUCUUCUAGCACAUUAUCGACUGUUGUGACAGUGAACUAUCGGCUCGGACAGGUGGAAGAAAAUGGGGAGCAAAAGCGUUAUUACUACCCAGGCCCCGUACACGAUACACUGGCAGGGUUUGACUGGAUUUUUGAGCAUCUGAAACCGAAGCGGCUAUGUGUAUUUGGAAAGCACAUUGGGGGUUCGUUGGCAGUAAUGCUCGCGCUCACUGAGUCACGAUCUGUUACUGCCGUAGCUGCGCACGAGCCGAUAUGCGAUUGGACCGGCUUGGAUGAUUAUUGCUUGAAAUCCGAUCUUGUACCUGAGGAAACUUUCGCAGCCGAUGAGAUACAUAGCAAUGAUAAUGAUCAUGGAGAAAAGACAACAACAGCAGUAGAUCAUAACCCAAAGAAGCGUGGACGGAAGAAAAAGAUCCCAUCAUCGCCACCAGAUCUCGUCCCACUUCUCGAAGCCCGGAGUGCUCUAUUCCGCAAUCCUGUCAAUUACUUUGACUCCUUUGCUUCCCCUGCUCUGUUUCUUCGUUCUGCUGGAAAAAAUACGCCGGAGACUAUUCCCACCUAUCACACUGGUGGAGACUAUUCUAUUCCCGUACUCAAAAUCCCCCCGAAGGACAUAAUCAGUGGCCCAGACUUUACCCGAUCUUUCCAAGAUUUGGAUCUAGAUCUGAUCCCCCCUCCCAAACUGGAUCUGGAUUCUGAUUCUUCCGAUUCUGAGAAGCCAACCCGGCGUAGAAAGGCCUUAUCUCGAUGGCCACCGUACAGCCUUGAAUAUAAUGAUAGGCCCGGCGUAAAAUCUUUAGGACCCUGGGAUGGCAAACCUAACUUACCACAUAUGCAGAUAUUCGUGCAUAGCAAUCUUCCUUUUGAGUCGGUCCCAGAGUUGGUGCGGGAACUGAGACCAAAAGGAAAAGCGCAAGGUGAAAUUUCUUCUCAAUCUGGGAAUGGAGCUCGUAAUGCUUUGAGCUCCAGAGCUGGCGAUGUAUUCAAGAAAGUCGGAGUGAGUGGUGAAUUUGGCAGUGAUCCUCUUACGGAAGAAAAAGCCUCUUGCUUUGCAUCACCGACUAUGCUUCCUCCUCGCCGUCCACGACCCUCCCGUAAACGCACGCUGGAAGCGGAUGGAGAAACUAUCCUGGCACGCCAAGGAGCGGAGAUGGUCUCCUUGAUGCGUAAUGCGUGUUUCUGGGGUAGGGAGAAAGGGUAUGCAGAAGAAAGGGUUAAGGCUGUGUCCAUUCCAUUGUCUUUGUCUUCAACGGCAGUCCUUGGCCGUGAAGGAGGUGGAUCAGGGAGUCGCAUGAAAGGCCCGAGAGGAGCUGAAGAAUGUGUUAAUCAAUCAUCUAGUGUUGAGGAACAGACUGGAAGAUAUUUCUAUAAUAUCCUAGAGCGAGUGAAUCGGAACGAAUAGUGAGUGUGGUUCUCCACUAUCAGGAAACGUCUCCAUACCACUUUUUUAAAUUUUC
Molecule: messenger RNA, 1844 nt
Organism: Histoplasma capsulatum G186AR
Lineage: Eukaryota; Fungi; Ascomycota; Eurotiomycetes; Onygenales; Ajellomycetaceae
Exons: 2
Coding region: 23-1789 (588 amino acids)
Source: RefSeq, a predicted model, not a curated record